AUGGUAUAUGAAACCUGGAUCUUACACCGAGGAACCGGUGACGAAGUUUCAAACGUCGUACAAAAUGCGUAUCAAAAUUACGAAGAUUUGGAUUUUGGUUUUGAGUCGGUUGAUCUAACUGACUCUGACAGACAUAUAAAACUGAUCAGCAUUGCUGGAAUUAAGACAGACACUUCAUCAUUGUCAUCAAAGAUACCAACGAUUUUCAGACCAAUAAGCGGCGAAGGAGAAGGGUUUUUGCUUGACUUUGAAGAAUUUGUUUCGAAGCAAGACGUCUGCAUGUUCGGUUCCGAACUGAAUUUUAACCCACCUGUCCCGAUUGUGAUCAUCGUUUGUGAGGGUGAUAUUCAAACCAUUGCCCACAUAUCCAAAGCUCUACAUCGCAAACUUCCUGUGAUCAUAGCGAAAGGGUCAGGAAAGGCAGCAGAUCUGGUCCUCGACUUCCUUGACGAUUGCAGUGCAAGUGUUCUUCGUAAGAAAGCCAGUUCUGCAUUUGGUAUUGAAUUUGACGAUGCAAAAUAUCAGAAAAUAGUGGAACAUUUAGAAAAAAUUGAAAAUACAAGAGAACUGAUCAAUGUCCCUGACCACUUGACCAGGCUAUCAAACUACCCCCUGACCAAUGCCCUAGACAGUUGGCCUUACCAAGGGUUCUGGCUACUGACCCGAGGUCUCUAA
Magallana angulata is the source of this 675-nucleotide messenger RNA. RefSeq lists its product as uncharacterized. The record is from RefSeq and is a predicted model, not a curated record. The transcript is spliced from 6 exons. Lineage: Eukaryota; Metazoa; Mollusca; Bivalvia; Ostreida; Ostreidae. The coding region runs from base 1 to 675 and encodes 224 amino acids.